AUGGCCCGCUCAACCACCCACAUGCUCACCAUGCUGGCCUUUGUCGUCACGUUUGCGACCACCAUGGUAGCCGCUGCCCCCGCCCCGACAUAUGAGUCCUUGCACGCUCCCCACCACGGCAACGCGGGAGAGUACGACGCCAGCAGCCCACCCUCGCCAGGACGCGUCGAGCGACCUGCCAACCUGCCCUACAUCGAGGUCCGCUGCGGCGGCGGCCAGCCCAACUUGCUGUGGACGCUGUACGGCGUCGCCAUUGGUGUUUUGGCCACCAUUGCUGUGACGCAAGAGCUGCAGCGUGUGCGUUGUCGCCGGGACCGUCUCGACAGGGCCGCUGCGACACCAUCCAGGGUGCCGGCAGACGUCAGGAGCUGCGCGUGCACUGCCGCCGCCGCUGCCGAAAAGGCGUAG
This is a messenger RNA of Apiotrichum porosum, 408 nucleotides long. RefSeq lists its product as uncharacterized. The record is from RefSeq and is a predicted model, not a curated record. Bases 1 to 408 code for a protein of 135 amino acids. The transcript has 2 exons. Lineage: Eukaryota; Fungi; Basidiomycota; Tremellomycetes; Trichosporonales; Trichosporonaceae.